Molecule: messenger RNA, 923 nt
Organism: Caenorhabditis elegans
Lineage: Eukaryota; Metazoa; Nematoda; Chromadorea; Rhabditida; Rhabditidae
Gene: idpp-16
Product: Prion-like-(Q/N-rich)-domain-bearing protein
Exons: 3
Coding region: 102-848 (248 amino acids)
Source: RefSeq, marked reviewed
AAAAGAGAGACCGAGCACCAUCAGAGCUCUCACCUAACUUUGCCAACUCUACCUUUUCCCAUUUUCUUUUCAUCAUGUUAUAUUCUUGGCAAGGAACGAAAAUGUUUUCUGUUACACUGUUAGUGGUUUCAUGCGGCAUUUUGGCAGCUGCUUAUCCAUAUUCUCAACAAUAUGGAAACUACGAUCAACAAUAUUCUCAACAAUCUCAAUACUAUCCAUCAUCUGGACAGCAAGGAUACCGCGGUGGUUAUCAAAGUAAUCCAGGAAUGCAGGGAGGAUACCAGGGAAAUGGCCAAGACAGCUAUCAAGACUUCCAAGGUUAUCAGGGAUAUCAAAGAGGUCAAGGAGGUCAAAGAGGAUAUCAAGGAUACCAAAGUAAUCAAAGAAGUCAAGGAAGUUAUCCAGAAAGAUAUGAUUCAUCAAUGUAUUCUCCAGUCAUGGAUCUAACAAACUAUUAUGGAUCCCAAGGAACUCCACAAUAUUAUGGAUACCCAUCAUCUGCUUCCUAUCAAAUGACUCCAUACUAUCAAAAUCAAAACCAAGGAUAUAUGCAACAGCAACAAUACAACACACCAUCCCAAUCAUCUUGGUCACCAAUGUAUUAUGGCAAUGGAUAUCAAUCACAACAAUCCCAGCAGCAACAAUCUUCAAUGGGAAUUCGUCCAUAUCAGAGUUCAUGGGGUCAAACACAGGGCACAAAUACUUGGGGAAGUCCAUAUCAAUUCACGAAGGUUGAUGCCCAAGUCACUGAUGAUGAUAAUGUUGAUGGAUCUGGAAUGGACUCUUCAGAACAAACAUCGAGUCCUGCGAGCACCGACGACUCUCAAAUGACUUCUAACGAUGAUUAGAAAGUGUGGAUUUUAUUCUGAUUUUUUAUUCCGGUUCUUGUUUUGUACAAAUAAAAUAAAUAAUUGCAUUUUUAA